Danio aesculapii is the source of this 1910-nucleotide messenger RNA. It is a transcript of the gene fancc, whose product is annotated as FA complementation group C. The coding region runs from base 7 to 1671 and encodes 554 amino acids. The record is from RefSeq and is a predicted model, not a curated record. The transcript is spliced from 14 exons. Gene Ontology annotation, biological process: interstrand cross-link repair; cellular response to oxidative stress; nucleotide-excision repair. Gene Ontology annotation, cellular component: Fanconi anaemia nuclear complex. NCBI's taxonomy places the organism in Eukaryota, Metazoa, Chordata, Actinopteri, Cypriniformes, Danionidae.
GAGAAGAUGGCGGAUGUUUCUGAGACUGAUGUGCAGUUUUGGAUGAAAAAAGCAGUGAACUGGGGAGAGGCUACAUCAUGUUCAGCUCUUCUGGACACAAGCAGACACCUUGGCCCUCUGAGGAACUUUCUCCAGCAAAUUCUGCAGGGGUUGCAGCAAAUGAACUCCACUAGUGAGGCCAUGAAGACGUUUCCUUUUAUUGGCCAGUUCCUGGGAAGACUUUGUUGGAACUCAUGUGUUACUGCGGAUGAGAGCAGCCAGAAACUCCUGCUGCGAUGUUUGAGCUGCCUGUACAGCGCUGAACCACUGAACGCUGUUGAACGAAAAGCCAACAUGUGGAUCAAGAAUAUGUUGUGUCAUCUGAUCUCUGAGGAGGAGGGCAGUGUGGCUCACGCUACAGUGAAACAUGCUGGAUCAACCCCGACGCGAUACCACACAGAGGCUCUUCAGAAGGUUGUGUCAUUGAUGAUAGAGGAGGUUUCUAAAAGCUGUGACUGCUUGCCAAAUGCAUCAGCAAGAUGUUCCAAUGGCAACAUUGGCACCAUGUCCACAGCAUGCAUUGCGUUGGUCACAUGCACUCAGAUGGCUCCUCUAAUUGGAGCUCUGUUAAAGCAUUCAGAGUCUUGUGGCUCUUCCUGUCUCAAUCAAGAGUUUAUCAAGGAAGUCGGUGAAGCUUUUAUCAGUAACAGACUGGUGUUGGAGGACGAGGCUGUAAUUUCUCUGUGGUGUCAGAGCGUGUUAAGUCUGGAGGGGGCAGCAGUGAGCUUACUGGAGUCUGUGCUUUCUGACCAUCAAAUGACGACCCAGAGUCUGGACAAGCAUGUUAAUGACUCAUUACUGCCUCAAGCUUCAGCCCGUCACUGUCACAUCUUCCUCAUAGUCAGCGAGAUUUACAGGAACGUGCUGACCGAGAUUGAUGAGAGUCUGGCUGUUAGAGCCCUCAUACAGGUUUUCACUGUCUGCUUCCUCCAGAGACUGACUGGACAGAAAUCACAGGAUCGUCUGCCACUGAGAGCUUUCUUCCCAAACGUGACGCCCAGUUUACUCUCUCCUUUACUGACAGCACCAUCAGAGGUUCCCAGGGAGGCCUGGCUGGAUCAUCUGAGCUGGAUCACAAGUUUACUUCAGAGCGUGACGGAGAAUGAGGAGGAAGAUGUCAGGGCGUAUCAGCCUAUGUUUGAGGCUUGGUUCCUGCUGGUGCGUUGUGGGUACUGGGUGGACACAGCCGCCGAGCUGCUUGUUCUGGCAGCGCCUGGAAAGGCAGAAGCACUGCUGUGGCUGCUGACGUUCUACCACCACCCCACCAACAGAGGGCACCAGCGCUCCCAGCAAACCGCAGUGGCCAGAGAAGCCUGGACUCAUUUGAGGAUGCUGUUUCUCAAUCAUCCUCCUCCUCCCAGACACCUCAGUGCUGUGAAAGAGCUGCUGUCCUCCUCCUCCGUUUCAGCAAACCUCGUCUUGCAUCUGUUUUCAAACUUCGCCGUCUUUUCCCACGGACCUGUUAGCAUUAUCACUGAAAUUAGUGACAAGGUGCUGACUGAGACUGCUGUGAAGCGCAGGGCACUGUGGAUCCUUGCCUCCAUUUGCUGCAGACUAAACAGCGCUUCCUCACGGGAUGACAGGGUUUAUUCAAGGCUGAGGACACUUCAGGACACCCUCCUCCAAACCUGAGAGACUUGCAUAAAAACUCUCAGCUUCCAUAGCUCCAACAAAACUGUUUAUUAGGAGAAGGAAUCUUGGCGUGGCUCGGUUACGCUGCGAAGCAUUGGGUGGGACGAUACGGCAUUUAUAGAAGAGAAGCCCAGCUGCCGUUUUUAACUUGAAAAGCUGUGGGUGUUCUCCCCUUAAAACCCAAGAACGGGCCUCUCUCCGCACUUGAUGUAUUGAGCCAAAUAAAAGCAACACAUGUA